AUGAAUAUCUUAUUCGCCUAUAUGCUGUGGCAAGACAAAACUGAGGCGGAUGAACGACUAGCUUUGUUUUGUGUACAUAAUGAACAAAACCUUAGCAAUCCUGACCAUAAUCGCCGCUGUGGUCCUCGCCCAAAGGCAACGCGACAUCUCAGGAACAUGACUAUAACUAUUGCUCAGCAAAAGAAGGAGAUAGAGGAGUGGGCGCAGAAAAAUAAUGUUGCGGAGCAAGUUGCUGAGUUCAACGCUAAUAUGACCCGACUAAAGGAUGAAGUAAGACACAACGUUACCCAGCUUGUCAAUGAGCUGCCUCAAGCUCUGCAAAGAAUUAAUGAAAUAUUAGAUAAUGAGGAACAGACACCAAUAGAGCUCUUCCAGGCACUUAGGAACCUAACAAAGGAAAAUCCGCCUCUUUACCACUUGGCCAAAUUUGCAAAUGAUAUGUUUAUGAGACCACCACAUAGACCAUGGGGUGGCUUUAGAGGACGCGAAGGACGAAGAGGAUCGCCUUUUGGUCCUGGUAAAGGAUUUGGGAGACCAGAUUUUGAUGGCAGGGAUUUGCAAGUCAUUGGCCCAGAAGAAGGACGAAACCGCAGAUUCAGACGUGCUCGCUGGUGACCAGCUGCAUUUCCCUGCAUGAUAUUCUUACUUGAUUGUGCAUAUUCUUGAACAGAACUGCUGAUUAUUGGUUUACUCUGCU
This is a messenger RNA of Cylicocyclus nassatus, 697 nucleotides long. The record is from the annotation of a GenBank genome assembly. NCBI's taxonomy places the organism in Eukaryota, Metazoa, Nematoda, Chromadorea, Rhabditida, Strongylidae.